AGCCGCCCAAACCGCCAAUCCACACCCACUGUUAGUCAUAAAAUCCGUACACGCAUAUUUCCUCAUUCAGUCUUAAGCUUCCAUAGAUUCCUCCGUGCCGAAACCUUUUAAAUUGUUCGUCACCCUCCCUCGUAGAAACGUCUGUUGCCAUGGCAGCGCUGGGUACUCGUGGGACAGUGACUGCGGCCGCUGGUUUCAAUGCAGAGGCGGACGCCAAGCGCCUGAGCGAGGCCAUGAAGGGAGCAGGCACUAAUGAGGCCACCAUCAUCGAGGUCCUGGCUCAUCGCACCAUCGCCCAGAGGCAGAGCAUCAAGGAUGCUUAUAAGAAGACGCUGGGGAAGGACCUGGGACAUGACUUGUGUUCAGAACUGUCGGGUCACUUUGAGAAGGUGGUGGUCGGCCUUCUCAUGACGCCCCCCGUCUAUGACGCCCACGAGCUGAGGAACGCCAUAAAGGGCGCGGGGACGGAUGAGGCCUGCCUCAUCGAGAUCCUCGCAUCCAGAACCAAUAGUGAAUUAAAGAGCCUCAAAGACUGCUACCACCAAGAAUAUAACAGGAACUUGGAGGACGACAUCAGUGGUGACACUUCUGGAAUGUUCCGGAGGGUCCUAGUGUCUCUGCUCACGGCUGGACGUGACGAGAGCACCACCGUCAAUGAGGCCCUGGUGAAGCAAGAUGCCAAGGAAAUCUAUGAGGCAGGGGAGGCCCGAUGGGGCACCGAUGAGGUCAAGUUCCUCACGGUGCUGUGUGUGAGAAACCGGAACCAUCUGCUCCGAGUGUUCGAUGAGUACCAGAAGAUCUCUGGGCGGGACAUUGAGGAGAGCAUAAAGAGGGAGAUGUCGGGCACCCUGGAGGAGGUCUUCCUGGCCAUCGUGAGGUGCAUUCGAAGCAGGCCAAGUUUUUUCGCAGAACGACUGUAUAAAUCCAUGAAGGGCCUGGGCACCACAGACAGCAUCCUGGUCCGGGUUAUGGUGUCGCGUUGUGAGAUCGACAUGUUGGACAUCAAGGCGGAGUUCCUCAAGAUGUAUGGCAAGACGCUGUACUCCUUUAUCAAGGGUGACACCUCAGGUGAUUACAGGAAAAUCCUGCUGGUACUGUGUGGAGGAGAGUAAUGGAGGACGUGGUUUGUGACAUCAUAAGCCUGCCAAAAUUUACUCCUCAUUUUAUUCCUCCUGUCUGGUGCUUUAGGGAAUCCUUACACUUUUGUUAUAUUGAAUAAAUAAAAAAGGCCUUCUGUAAUCACUGAUUUUUAUAACCCCUAUUUUGCAGUAACCCAUACCUUUAAUGAAUAAAAGAUUAACUUCUAUAA
Messenger RNA from Brienomyrus brachyistius, 1309 nucleotides. RefSeq names its product annexin A4 (gene anxa4). Gene Ontology annotation, cellular component: cytoplasm. The coding region runs from base 150 to 1112 and encodes 320 amino acids. Gene Ontology annotation, biological process: negative regulation of coagulation. Gene Ontology annotation, molecular function: calcium ion binding; calcium-dependent phospholipid binding. The record is from RefSeq and is a predicted model, not a curated record. NCBI's taxonomy places the organism in Eukaryota, Metazoa, Chordata, Actinopteri, Osteoglossiformes, Mormyridae. The transcript is spliced from 13 exons.